GGAAGGACUUGCAUCUACCGCCUCAGCUCCCACUGCUUCCUCUCUCCAUCUGUGAACAAUAACCCAGAUUUUCUUGUAGUUCCCCAAGUUGUCUUUAACAGUAGAGUGGCUGCUUCUCCAGAUAACCAUGGAGAUAGAGUUUCAUGGAUGGAUGACAGGAGGCUGGAGAAAGAGGUGGAGGCUUUUGAUAAUUUUACUUCUGAGGUUACCCCUGAUAUGGGGAAUGUCCACUUGGUUCGUCCGGUAAACGAAUCUUUGGAAGAGGAUUUGACUCUUGCAACGAAAGACUUGGAACAUCGUGCUGAAAUAUCUUUUCCGAAUGUUGUCACUCAUGAAGAUUUUGGGGUUUCACAGGCUGGGCACAUGAUCUCUAGAACAGAGGACGAUCAACCUAUUUUAGCCGCUAGCAAGGAAAUUGAAAUCGGUAGAUCUUCAAGGCAGCUUAGAAAUAAGGUGGUUCCUCUUGUUGCUACUGAUGGGACAGCAGAGGAUUUCACGGUGAAUGAAAAUGAUGAUAAUGACGAAUCAUUCAAUGGCAAAGAUACACCCAACUUGAAAAACACAUGUCAAACUUCAGAGAAGCUGACAGGUAGUGGACGUAGGAAAGCAGCCGAAGGAUCAGAGACCUUAAACAAGGAACCACCCAAGAAAAAGUUCUCUCAUUCUACCCGAAGAAAUAAGAGAAGAGUGGACAAGGUUUUGCUUGAAACCCCGGAGGAUGAAAUUAAUCCUCGUAAGUUGAUGCUGAAGGACCUAAUCCUGCUUGCAGAAGCCAAGGAACGAUUACUGGUUGCGGAUCCAAAUGCAGCAAAUAAUUCCUCCCCGUAUCAAAGUACUACUUUUACUCAAGAUACUCAUUUUGAGGAAGAAGUCCCCUUUGCUUACGAAGAAGAUCAAGCAGAACGUUUUGUUCAACCUAAACUCAACUACCAUACAUUCAUGAAUAAGACAUCGACUGAACGUUGGUCGAAACAGGAUACUGAUUUGUUUUAUGAGGGCAUUCAGCAGUUUGGGACAGAUUUUACAUUGAUCCAACAACUAUUUCCUGGACGAGCACGAGCUCAGGUUAAGUCGAAAUAUAAAAAGGAAGAACAGCAACAUCCUAAGAGGCUUUUUGAUGCUUUGACUAAUCGCUCCAAGAAUCAUUCUCAUUUUGAGCUGGUUAUUGAGAGGCUACAAAAAUCUGCAGCUGAUGCAGAGGCAGAGCAUGAUUCUGACAGAGAUAAUGAGUCAGUUGGCAUCACAGGCGAGGAAGUGGAGAUCACUCCUAACACAAAUGAAGAAGUAUCGAAGAAGCCUGAUGAAAACGAAACAAACUUUGAGGAGGAAGAAGUGGGCGAAGGUAUGAUGGAAGCAGAGCAGGUGGCUAUUAUGAAUCAUCAAGGUCACAGCCCUGCUAAAUCUCAUCAAGAAAGUGAAGGAGAUGUCUAUGAUAUUUGGAGUGAGUACAAAAGUGAUAUCUAAUAUAAGUAGAUGAUUUAUUGAAGCAUUCUGCAUAUGAUUAUCAUGUCUCCAUUACACAAAAAAAUGGUUGAUUUGUUGUCGCUGCUGGGAUUUGAGUCCAGGUGUCCACGCCCCUAGUAUGAAAUUGUUACCAUCAAGCUACAACUGGUAAUUCUUAGCUUGAUAUUGUAUGUAUAUAUCCUGACAUAAUUCUGUUAUUCUUCGGAAUAUUUGCUGUUUCUCAC
This is a messenger RNA of Papaver somniferum (opium poppy), 1688 nucleotides long. Its product is annotated as transcription factor TFIIIB component B''-like. Gene Ontology annotation, biological process: RNA polymerase III preinitiation complex assembly. Gene Ontology annotation, cellular component: transcription factor TFIIIB complex. The record is from RefSeq and is a predicted model, not a curated record. Lineage: Eukaryota; Viridiplantae; Streptophyta; Magnoliopsida; Ranunculales; Papaveraceae. Gene Ontology annotation, molecular function: TFIIIC-class transcription factor complex binding. The transcript is spliced from 10 exons. The coding region runs from base 148 to 1464 and encodes 438 amino acids.